CUCUUUGACUGAGCCGAGGGGCCCUGACAGCAUCACACUGAGUAUAGACGGAGCUAGCAAUACUGAAUCAUGGAGAGCAACACUCAGAGAUCCCCUCUGUCUUCAUGGAGGGACUGCUUUGUAUUAAAGCGGAUCCGCAUGUUGGCCCCUGUUGGUUUCAAGACAGAAAUAAAAAAGUUGUGCACGCUGGCCGGACCAGUGGUCUUGUCCCAUCUUAUGGCUUAUACAUUGAGUUUUGUAAGUGCUAUUUUCUGUGGCCAUCUGGGUACGGUGGAGCUGGCAGGGGUGUCUUUGGCUACAUCAGUUAUUAAUGUUAUAGGUAUAUCUGUUGGAAGCGGUUUGGCUUCAGCAUGUGAUACUUUGAUUUCUCAGACCUAUGGGAGCCAAAACCUUCUGAGGAUUGGGGUCAUUCUUCAGAGGGCAAUCCUCAUUUUGUUACUGGCUUGUUUCCCAUGUUGGGCAAUUCUCAUCAACACAGAGGCAAUUCUUUUGGCUGUCAAACAAGAGCCAGAGGUAGCCAGGGUGUCCCAGUUGUAUGUGAAGAUCUUUUUGCCAGCUCUUCCUGCUACAUUCAUGUAUGCAUUACAAACAAGUUAUCUGCAAAACCAGAGCAUCAUAUGGCCGCCGGUAAUCACAGGCCUUAUAGUCAACAUUCUCAAUGCUGUCAUCCAGUAUAUCUUCAUCUUUGUAUUACAUCUGGGAAUAGCUGGUUCUGCUGCUGCCAACGCCAUAUCCCAAUACUGCAUGGCUACAACUCUGUUUGCUUAUAUCAUUUGGAAAGGUCUUCAUAAGCCCACCUGGGGAGGCUGGACCAAAGAGUGCCUGCAGGACUGGGGCUCAUACAUGUACUUGGCCAUCCCCAGCAUGGUCAUGAUGUGUGUUGAGUGGUGGUCGUAUGAGAUUGGAAGCCUUUUGGCAGGUCUAAUAAGUGAGGUGGAGCUUGGGGCUCAAUCAAUUGUGUACCAACUGGCAAAUAUUGCAUUUAUGUUCCCUUUGGGUUUCAGUAUAGCUGGCAAUGUAAGAGUUGGACAAGCGCUGGGAGGCGGAGACACAGAGCAGGCUAAGCUGUCUGCUAAACUGACAAUAUUCUGUGCAGGGUCCAUGUCUAUAUGUUGGUCAAUUCUCCUUGGCAGCCUGAAGGGCCAGAUGUCAUAUGUCUUUUCAGAUGAUGAACAAAUCCGGCAAAGGGUUACUGAUGUUUUGUCUAUAUAUGCUCCAUUCAUGAUCCUAGAUGCACUAUCAGCUUCCUUGGGAGGCAUUAUAAGAGGAGCAGGUAAACAGAAGAUUGGAGCCAUUUGUAACAUUUUGGGAUUUUAUGGUGUCGGUUUUCCCAUUGGUGUGCCACUGAUGUUUGCAGCCAAAUUGGGAAUCAUUGGACUAUGGAUAGGCCUAGUUACCGGUGUGUUUCUGCAGGUCAUAUUCCUAUCUUCUUAUUUGUUAAGAAUGAACUGGAAUAAAGCUACAACAGAGGCUCAAAUCAGAGCAGGAGUGGUUGGGAGCUCUACAGACACAAGUCCACAACCAGAGGAUCCAGGGGACUCACAGGACAGUGCAGGAACAGACACCGUGGAGCUGGUGGACCGCGAGGCGGGGGGGCCCGCAGUGAGUCCGGGGGAGGAGGAGCUGUCUCUCAGAAGUCUGCUUCUGCGCAGAGGCCUGGUUCUGGCUGUCAUGCUAUUCAUCCUGGCUGCUGGAAUCAUUAUUAACCUGCUGAUCAAUAACUUGGUUACAUGAUUGUGAGCAAAGUCAAUUCUAUUCAGGAACUCGAAGUAUUCGAGGUAACCCCUAAGGCACUGCUGCACCGUCUGAUGCGGAUGUUUGUACUGUAUCGCACGAUGCCAAAGAAGGACAUGCAGAAGACAGUCACAGGUGCAGGCGGGCAGAAAGUAAUGAAUUAAUCUCCUUAAGCAAUACAUAACUCUUGAGUCAUUAUUUUACUAGAUGACCCUUUGCAUCUGCUACGGUCAUUAGUGAAUCCUCUCACAAACACAUUCUGUCAAAGAAAUUAAGUCAAACUACAGACAUUGCCAAAACAUUUGUAUUUAAUAAAUAAAGUGUUGUGGUAUUCUUGGAAUCAACAUUUUAUUUGGACUUUUGGAAACACAAGUGCAGAUGUAACAUAAAUAUGUA
Molecule: messenger RNA, 2130 nt
Organism: Trematomus bernacchii (emerald rockcod)
Lineage: Eukaryota; Metazoa; Chordata; Actinopteri; Perciformes; Nototheniidae
Product: multidrug and toxin extrusion protein 1-like
Exons: 17
Coding region: 70-1734 (554 amino acids)
Biological process (GO): xenobiotic detoxification by transmembrane export across the plasma membrane
Cellular component (GO): membrane
Molecular function (GO): antiporter activity; xenobiotic transmembrane transporter activity
Source: RefSeq, a predicted model, not a curated record